AGUUCGAUGGUUAACCUGUGCUUGUAGUCGCGUAAAAUGAUUCUGAGCUUUUUCCCGACAGUUUCUCGUCGACAGUUGAGGCGGUUGUAAGGCAGUUAAUUUGGUUCUUGAAUUAACUUGGCCAAGUGAAGCAAAAAUACUCUCGUAUACCUUCUUAGUAACUUAAAUCUUUAAAGAUUUUGUUUUAAUUUCCGAAUAAGGUUCCAGGAAUUCGAGGGAGUGCCCAAAUUGUGUUUCUCAACUUAAAUCUAAGCUUCAUAAUUGUUCUUUAAACUUCGAAAACGUUCUUUUAAGAUACAAACAAAAGUGACUUGUGUAAAGUGAAACAAUUGAAUUUAAUUGCUCACACUGUUUUGAAUAUUGAAUCUUUCCAACAAGAGAGGAAGUUUCAGAGAAGAGUCAUGGUGAACCGAAUUGGUCACGUGAACGAGGGUUACUAUGGAACACUUGGAUCAACUACCUCAAUUCCAGGGGCAUACAAAAAUGGCUCCACGACAGUUUCGACAAUAAGCUUAAAUAACAGUGAAAAAGCUUCGAGUGUUGAAGACCAUGAGCUUGAGCAGAAUCCUGAUGAAAAGACCACAUUAGGACGCGACCAGUGGAGCAACGAUCUGGAAUUCCUAAUGUCUUGCAUAGCGCUAUCAGUGGGUCUAGGAAAUGUAUGGAGAUUUCCAUUCACAGCCCUUGAAAAUGGCGGCGGGGCUUUUGUAAUUCCCUACAUCAUUGUCCUAUUCCUCGUAGGCAAACCGGUCUACUAUAUGGAAAUGAUUUUGGGCCAAUUUUCCAGCCGAGGAAGUGUUAAUGUUUUCGAUUUCUCGCCAAUAAUGAGAGGUGUUGGUUAUGGCCAAGUUCUGGCAACCGGCAUCGUCACAACUUACUAUGCAACUCUGAUGGCUAUAACGCUGCGUUAUUUGGUUGCAUCGUUCUCGACAGUUCUGCCAUGGAGCUAUUGUCGUGAGGAGUGGGGGAGUAUGUGCGUCGAUUCUAAGAUGAAAGGCAAUGAAACAUUGAUGGAAAAUGUCACCAGAAUUCCAUCGGCACAAUUUUAUUUUACAAAUAUAGUUCUUCGAGAGAAAGCUUCGAUUGAUGAUGGUAUCGGUUACCCAAGCUGGGAAUUAUCUUUGUGUUUGCUGGCUGCUUGGAUUAUGGUGGCUGCUAUCAUGAUUCAGGGAGUAAGGAGUUCAGGAAAAGCAUCAUAUUUCCUGGCAUUGUUUCCCUACGCUGUGAUGUUGAUUUUGCUUAUUCGGGCAUUGACGUUGCCAGGAGCAUUCGAUGGAGUUCUUUACUUUAUCAAACCACAGUGGGAUAGAUUGUUGGAUCCGAAAGUUUGGUAUGCUGCAGUGACGCAAGUCUUCUUUUCUUUGGCUAUCUGCUUUGGAAAUAUCAUAAUGUAUGCGUCGUACAAUCGAUUCGGACACAACGUAUAUAGAGAUGCCAAUAUUGUGACAACCCUUGACACUUUCACGUCACUGCUUUCGGGAGUGAUUAUUUUUGGUAUCCUUGGAAAUCUGGCCUACGAAAGCAACACAACCGAUAUCAAGAGUGUGGUUAAAGGCGGUACCGGUCUUGCGUUCGUAUCUUAUCCAGAUGCAAUUUCAAAAUUCAAUUUCGUACCACAGCUAUUUUCAGUAUUAUUUUUCCUCAUGCUGUUUGUCCUUGGAAUCGGCAGCAAUGUUGGAAUGGCUUCAUGCAUCAUGACGGUAAUUAAAGACAAGUUUUCAUCGACCAAGAACUGGGUGAUUGUGAUGGCUAUAGCUGUAGUUGGAUUUUCAGUGGGAUUGAUCUACUUAACGCCUGGUGGCCAGUUUCUGUUGAACUUUUUGGACUUUUAUGGUGCAUCGUUUGUGGCAUUGGUGUUGGCAAUAGUGGAGCUCGUAGCUGUUGGUUGGAUAUAUGGAGUUAAACGUUUGUGCCAGGAUAUUCACUUCAUGCUUGGUCUCAAGACUAGCAUUUACUAUAGAAUUUGCUGGGCUGUGGUUACACCAGCAGUAAUGGCUGCCAUUCUUGUUUACACUUUUGUAGACUACAAACCAUUAGACUACAAUGGCUACAUAUAUUCUGAUGGACUUUACAUUUUCGGUUGGUGUUUGUCAGCAUUCGGAAUACUUCAAGUGCUAUUUUGGGGUAUUUAUGCAGUUGCUCAACAACCAAAGGGAACACUUCUUCAAAAGAUUGUGUUCGCAUUGAGACCACAAUCGGAUUGGGGUCCCCUAGACAAGAGAUUAUUCCAUUCUUAUAAACUCAAUCAGAACGAUAACAGUGCGAGGAUGUUUAGGAAAAAUGGAUUUUGGUUUAAAAUCUACGAUAAUAUAUUUGGAUAGAUAUUUAAUUUUAUAAUAAAAGAAAGAAGAUAUUGUAUUAUAACUACUUAAGCUUUAAGUUUAAAAAAAUGUUUUCAUUUUCAUAAGAAUAAAAAACGAAAAAUAAAAGAAGUUUUAAAGGAAA
This is a messenger RNA of Eupeodes corollae, 2445 nucleotides long. Its product is annotated as sodium-dependent nutrient amino acid transporter 1-like. The record is from RefSeq and is a predicted model, not a curated record. Lineage: Eukaryota; Metazoa; Arthropoda; Insecta; Diptera; Syrphidae. Gene Ontology annotation, molecular function: L-amino acid transmembrane transporter activity. Bases 402 to 2321 code for a protein of 639 amino acids. Gene Ontology annotation, cellular component: membrane. The transcript is spliced from 8 exons. Gene Ontology annotation, biological process: sodium ion transmembrane transport.